AUGCAACCGCACGAACCUUUGUAUACAUUGAUUGGUCAUACCGCCAAUGUUUGCGCUCUUGCCGUCACACCGACAGGACACAUAGUAUCUGGAUCAUGGGAUAAAACGGUCAUUGUGUGGAAAGAUUUCCAAUUGGCGUAUACAUUGAAAGGACACGAAGCAGCCGUGUGGGCUGUGCUGCCCCUCAACGAUGACACGAUCCUAACAGCGGCGGCUGACAAGACGAUCCGGCUGUGGAAUCAGGACAAGCAAAUCAAAGUAUUACAGGGACACACGGAUGCUGUUCGAGGUCUGGCACGCGUUCCCAAUUUUGGAUUUGUAUCAUGCGCCAACGACGGAACGCUACGUGUCUGGACGGAGAGUGGUGAAUGUAUGCAGGAGCUGAAUGGCCAUACUUCAUUUGUGUAUUCGGUGGCUGUACUCGGCUCGGGCGAAUUUGUUUCUUCGGGCGAAGAUCGAACGGUCAGAAUCUGGAAAGACGGCCAAUGUGUUCAGACCUUGCAACAACCUUGCAUCUCGGUGUGGACGGUCGCCACGCUUCCAAAUGAUGACAUUAUUGAAUUCGAUACAUUGCUGGCCAAUCAAGCGAUUCCAUCAAAUCAAAUCGGCGAUAUCAACAAGGAAAAGUUACCUGGCAUGGAAGCUUUGAACACGCCCGGCCAGAAAGAAGGCCAGGUGAUCAUGGUCAAUGUGCCUGGUGGAGCCGUGGAAGCGCAUCAAUGGAGUGGUCAAACGCAAACGUGGCAAAAAAUUGGUGAAGUAGUAGGCGGGGUUGGAUCAGGAAAAAAACAAAUUUAUGACGGACAAGAAUAUGACUAUGUAUUUGAUAUUGAUAUCGGGAACGGUCCUUCUGGCAUGCUGAAAUUACCUUACAAUGUCACGCAAAAUCCCUAUGAUGCGGCACAAAAGUUCUUGUGGAAACAUGAACUGCCCCAAAUGUAUUUGGACGAAGUGGCCAACUUUAUCAUAAAGAAUGCAGAAGGCGUAGAACUCGGUACAUCUUCCACAAAUUAUGCAGAUCCAUUUACCGGGGGUAAUCGAUACACACCUACACAGCGCCCACCGUCAUCUACAUCCGGGGCUGGGUUCUCCGAUCCUUUUACAGGUAAUCUCUACAAUGUAGGCGGUUCAUCGUAUCGCAAUCCUUCUGCUCAGUCUGUGCCGGCUACCAAAGGUCCCGUUCCUCGAUCGGCCAUACUACCCUUGAACAGCUAUCUGGCGUUGAAGCAGACGAACCUAGACGCUAUCCAUACCAAACUGCAAACACUUAAUCAGAACAAUCAAUCGGUGGCAUUAUCGGAUGCAGAAUUAACAGCUCUCGGUAAAGCGAUUCAAUUUCUGAAAGCUGGCUCCGUCGGAAUGAUGGACAGUGAUGGAAUGCAAGUGAUUGUCAAACUAUGCGAUCAAUGGUCGGUGAAUCAGCGAUUCCCUGGAUUGGAUUUACUACGCUUGUGCACAUUGUAUGCUCCCGAAUCUGUAGCGAGUGCUGUUCCUACGGGUGAUGUGCCUGGUUUCAUUUGUUCCGCUGGUGGACUUGCCAAUGGUGUUGUGGGCGAUAAAAUUGCAGAAACCAAUGCCAUGCUGGCGUACCGUGCCCUUGCCAACUUGUUCAAUCAGGCCGAGGGUCGACAUAUGGCAUGGAACAGCAAAAAUACGAUCGCCGAAGUACUGCAGAUCGAUAUUGUGAUGAAUUUCAAGGGAAAAAUGGCUCGACUGGCCAUCAGUACAUUGGCCAUCAAGUAA
Molecule: messenger RNA, 1743 nt
Organism: Radiomyces spectabilis
Lineage: Eukaryota; Fungi; Mucoromycota; Mucoromycetes; Mucorales; Radiomycetaceae
Product: WD40-repeat-containing domain protein
Exons: 11
Coding region: 1-1743 (580 amino acids)
Biological process (GO): proteasome-mediated ubiquitin-dependent protein catabolic process; ubiquitin recycling
Cellular component (GO): cytoplasm; nucleus
Molecular function (GO): ubiquitin binding
Source: RefSeq, a predicted model, not a curated record